This is a messenger RNA of Otolemur garnettii (small-eared galago), 1051 nucleotides long. Its product is annotated as GTPase IMAP family member 4-like. The record is from RefSeq and is a predicted model, not a curated record. NCBI's taxonomy places the organism in Eukaryota, Metazoa, Chordata, Mammalia, Primates, Galagidae. Gene Ontology annotation, molecular function: GTP binding. The transcript has 2 exons. The coding region runs from base 1 to 948 and encodes 315 amino acids.
AUGAGGAAACUGCUGCAGAGCUGGAGGCCCGGAAGCCAACUGAGAAUUAUCUUAGUGGGUAAAACUGGAGCAGGAAAAAGUGCAACAGGGAACAGCAUCCUCGGAGAGAAGGUGUUUGAUUCUCGCAUGGCACCAAAAUCCAUUACGAAGACCUGUAAGAAAGGGAGCAGGAUGUGGGAGCAAACAGAACUUGUCAUGGUUGACACACCUGGCAUUUUCAACACCGAGGUGCCAGAUGAUGACACAUGCAAGGAGAUUGCUCACUGCAUGGUUCUGACCUCCCCGGGGCCUCAUGCUCUGCUCCUGGUAGUUCCACUGGGCCGUUACACUGAGGAAGAGCGUGAGGCCACAGAGAAGAUCCUGAAGAUGUUUGGGGACAGGGCUAGAAAAUUCAUGAUUCUCUUAUUCACCCGAAAAGAUGACUUGGAGGGUACCAGUUUCUGUGAUUACCUAAGGGACGAUCCAGAGCACAUUCAAGAGUUGAUGGCCAAGUUUGGUGAUCGCUACUGUGUGUUCAACAAUAGAGCAACGGGUGCUGAGCAGGAGGCCCAGAGGAAGGAGUUGCUGACCCUGGUCGAACGCAUCGUGAGGGAGAAUGAGGGAGGAUUCUACACUAAUAAGGGGUACGAAAGGACUGAGCAGGAGAUUCAGAAACAAACCCAGGUGCUGCAACAACAUUACAGAGAAGAGCUGGAGAAGGAGAAAGCCCGUAUCAGAGAGGAAUAUGAAGAAAAGAUCAGAAACCUGGAAGAUAAACUGGAGCAGGAGAAAAGAAGGGCACAAAUGGAGAGGGAAUUAGCAGAAAACGAAGCUCUCUAUGUUGUAAAGCAGCAAGGUGCUAGAAGGGAGGUUGAAAGUCAGAGUCGGAUAGUUGAAAUAAUCUUGAAGGUGUUGAGUAUUGCUGCUUCCUUUGUUUUCUCAUGGUUGUUUAGGGAAGAUGAAAUUUAAUAAAAAAUUGUAUUUUCUGCAUAUUCUCUGCAAACCUUGCCCCAUUCCACUCAUUUAUCAAGGUCAGGGUGCUCCCAUUUCUAUCUCUCAGGCUCUCAGGACU